Molecule: messenger RNA, 945 nt
Organism: Diceros bicornis minor
Lineage: Eukaryota; Metazoa; Chordata; Mammalia; Perissodactyla; Rhinocerotidae
Product: olfactory receptor 4K13
Exons: 1
Coding region: 4-945 (313 amino acids)
Biological process (GO): G protein-coupled receptor signaling pathway
Cellular component (GO): membrane
Molecular function (GO): G protein-coupled receptor activity; olfactory receptor activity
Source: RefSeq, a predicted model, not a curated record
AAAAUGGAAAGGUCAAACCAUUCAGUGGUAUCUGAGUUCGUCUUGCUAGGCCUUUCCAAAUCUCAGAAUCUUCAGAUUUUAUUCUUUGUGGCAUUCUCUGUGGUCUAUGCUGGGAUUGUAUUAGGAAAUCUCCUCAUCUUGGUCACUGUGACAUUUGACUCAUGCCUUCACACACCCAUGUAUUUUCUGCUUAUCAAUCUCUCCUGCAUUGAUAUGAUCUUGGCUUCUUUUGCUACCCCGAAGAUGAUUGUGGACUUCCUCCGAGAACAGAAGAUCAUUUCCUGGUGGGGCUGUUAUUCUCAAAUGUUCUUCAUGCACCUCUUAGGUGGGAGUGAGAUGAUGUUGCUUGUAGCCAUGGCAAUAGACAGGUAUGUUGCCAUAUGCAAACCCCUCCAUUACAUGACCAUCAUGAGCCCACGAGUGCUCAUUGGGCUACUCUUAUCCUCCUAUGUAGUUGGAUUUCUGCAUUCAUCUAGUCAAAUGGCUUUCAUGUUGAAUUUGCCCUUUUGUGGUCCCAAUGUUGUGGACAGCUUUUUCUGUGACCUUCCCCUUGUGAUCAAACUUGCCUGCAAGGACACCUACAUUCUACGACUCCUGGUCAUUGCUGACAGUGGCCUCCUGUCCCUUGUCUGCUUCCUCCUCUUGCUUGUCUCCUACACAGUCAUCAUAUACUCAGUUAGGCACUGCACUGCUAAUGGUUCCUCUAAGGCCUUCUCCACUCUCUCAGCACACAUCACAGUUGUGAUUCUGUUCUUUGCCCCAUGUGUCUUUAUCUAUGUAUGGCCCUUCAGCAGAUACUCUGUAGAUAAGAUUCUUUCUGUGUUUUAUACAAUUUUCACACCUCUCUUAAAUCCUAUUAUUUAUACAUUAAGGAAUCAAGAAGUAAGAGCAGCCAUUAAGAAGAUAAGGACUCGACAUAUAAAUCGAAACAGACUUUGUAAAUAA